Messenger RNA from Doryrhamphus excisus (bluestripe pipefish), 3311 nucleotides. It is a transcript of the gene mtmr7a, whose product is annotated as myotubularin related protein 7a. NCBI's taxonomy places the organism in Eukaryota, Metazoa, Chordata, Actinopteri, Syngnathiformes, Syngnathidae. Gene Ontology annotation, cellular component: cytoplasm. Gene Ontology annotation, biological process: phosphatidylinositol dephosphorylation. Gene Ontology annotation, molecular function: phosphatidylinositol-3,5-bisphosphate phosphatase activity; phosphatidylinositol-3-phosphate phosphatase activity. The record is from RefSeq and is a predicted model, not a curated record.
CGUCACAAAGAUAGUGGACACGGCAUGAGGAGGCCCCACAGUUUCAGUUCCCUUAAAAAUACAGAAAUCAUGAUACUUUUAUUUAAUUUUAGGUCAGUACUGUGUAAGAUGAUGAGUUGACCGUUUCAACAACUAAUUUUGUGGUGCAAAAUUGACCUAAAUCUUAUGCAAAUAGGCGAGCUUUAGGACCCAGCGAUGCGGGGUGUCCGCUUCCCUACCAUUCAUCGACAUAACAAUGGCGGCGUUUACCUGAGUGCAUCUGACUACGCGUAAUGACCGGCGAGCUCAACCUUUGACGUGUGUUCCUUAUACAUGGUCCGUGGAUAUAUAUUGUCAGCGUGGUUAUAAUUAUACCUGCUGAUGGAGCACAUCCGACUACCAAAGGUGCAGAAGGUCAGGCUGCUUGACAGAGUGUUCCCCAGAAGGAGCAGGGUGGGCACCCUCUACCUGACGGCCACUCACACCAUCUUUGUGGAGAGUGAUGCUGAAAUGCGCAACGAAACAUGGGUGCUUCACAGUUUGGUUUUUAGUGUGGAAAAACAAUCACCCACACCAUCAGGAUGCCCGCUCCUGAUACAUUGCAAAAACUUCCAGGUUCUUCAUUUUGUCAUUCCGCAAGAGCGAGAAUGCCAUGAUGUGUAUGUGUCCCUGCAGCGGCUCGCUCAGCCAGAGAGUUAUGAGGAGCUGUAUUGUUUUUCCUAUAAACCCAACUUGGAUAAGAAAGAAAGUGGACAGGAAUGGGACUUUGUGGACCUGAGAGCUGAAUACAGCCGAAUGGGACUCCCAAACUCCCUGUGGAAACUUUCCUCGGUCAACCGGCGCUACAAGGUGAGUGACACUUACCCCGCUGAACUCUUUGUCCCUGAGUCAACCACUCCUUCGGUCAUCGCAGGAAGCUCCAAGUUCAGGAGCAGAGGCAGAUUUCCUACACUGUCGUACUUCUCCAAAGAUAAUCUUGCUGCCAUCUGCCGUAGCAGUCAACCCCUAUCAGGCUUCAGCGCUCGCUGCCUGGAGGAUGAGCAGAUGCUGGAGGCCAUACUGAGGUCCAAUCCCUGCAGCGACUUCAUGUAUGUGGUGGACACCAGGCCCAAGUUGAAUGCAAUGGCGAAUCGAGCAGCGGGAAAAGGCUAUGAAAACGAGGACAACUACACUCACAUUAAAUUCCAGUUUGUCGCCAUCGAGAACAUCCAUGUAAUGAGGAACAGCCAACAGAAAAUGCUUGAAGUGUGUGAGCUGCGUUCCCCCUCCAUGUCUGACUUCCUGGAGGGCCUGGAGAGCUCAGGCUGGCUGAAGCACAUCAAAGCUGUUUUGGAUGCAAGCAUCUUCAUCGCCAAGGCUGUUGCAGAGGAAGGUGUCAGCGUCCUGGUUCAUUGUUCAGAUGGUUGGGAUCGUACUGCUCAGGUGUGCUCUGUGGCCUGUGUGUUGCUGGAUCCUUACUACCGGACCAUCAAAGGACUCAUGGUUCUCAUCGAGAAAGACUGGGUGUCAUUUGGCCACAAGUUUUCUCACAGAUGCAGCCAUAGGGUUGGAGACCCUAAAGAGGUGUCUCCCAUUAUAGACCAGUUCCUGGAGUGUUUAUGGCAGCUGAUGGAGCAGUUUCCCUGCGCCUUUGAGUUCAAUGAACGGUUCCUCAUCACCAUUCACAGCCACAUCUACUCCUGCCAGUAUGGCAACUUUAUUGGAAACAACCAGCGGGAGAGAAUAGAACUGGGACUUUGUACAAGGACUCACUCUUUAUGGAGUUAUCUGUGGUCAAACCGUGCAGACUACACAAACCCCUUGUACAGACCAGACCACAGCCAGACACAGGGGCUCCUUCGGCCAUCUACUGCCCCCUGCUGGUUUAAAUUUUGGAGGGGUUUAUACAACCGGUUUGACCGCGGCAUGCAUCCUCGUCAGUCUGUUGAGGAUUACCUGCGGGCCAUUCAAGAGGAAACCCAACAGUUGGAAGAGCUGCUGGCCUCACACAAGCAGAAAAUCGCUGAACUUGAGGAGCAGGUGUGGCGUUGUACGCGGAAAGCCACCACUUAUGAUAAAAGCCCCACAGCCUGGGUUCUUGGUCAUGACCUCAGCUUAGCAAACACCCCUCAAGACUACACCUCAGGAUUCCUCACCAGCAGCCCAUGUCAACCUAAAGCGCCACGCAGUGGUCUGACCCUCUCUCCCCAAGACUUGAGCCAAACGUUCAACUCCAACCACUCCAACGGCAGUGACCGGGAAUCUGGGAUAGCGGACCUGAGCUGCCGUUCACCCUUCAGCGAGGACAGCACCAGAGAUCAGGACUCCGACGAUGCUGCCUAAACAAAUGUAGCAUGUGGCGGAAGAUGUAACUGGACCACUAAACAAACACUACCUACAUAUGCACUAAAAAAACAGUCUAUUUGCUAAUUUCAGCCACAAGUCAUCGUCCCGUUCCAUAAAUAAGUGUUGUUUGCAUGUGAUGUGGUGUUGAACAUAUAUACUAGGCGAGCACUCUUUACUGAAGCUUAACACUAACACUGAAAGUGUCAGAAGGAUGGACUAUUUCACCCUGCUUUUGAUAUUCGGGGCCAAAUUAAACCGAUACUAUGUGCAGAUACAGUUUAAAAUAGUGAAGUGCCUCCUGGUCCAUUUUGUAGGCCCAUGAUCCACUCCAAAAACAUGAUCUUAAAUGAGGAGCCAAAACACUUCAGUGUACAUCCCUGCUUUCAUAAAUCACUUUGUAAUUAUACAGCAAACAUUUUACUUGACAGGCAAAAAGACAAGACCUAACCUAAUAAAAGUAGAUGCACCGCGACAAAAGGGACUUACUUGAAUCUGAUUCAAUCAUGCCUGGUGGAAAGAAAGUUAUCUUAACAAUUAUUUGAAAAAGGGCCAGUAAGAACAAAAUCAAACUGUGAUCCAAGGCAAAUAUGGUGUCAAUCUUUACAUGUUUCAUGGUGACUGCUCAGGACCGAAGGAAUUUUGCUCGAUAAUGUGUUUGAAUAAGGCUGUAGAAAAAAAAUGUCAACUGCAGCCGCCAUAUUGAACAGUUUCUUCUAUUCCUGAUGACUGAUUGUGAUGGACAGCAUGUGAACACAAAGUAUCACUGUGUUAGGAGAAAAAUCUGCCUAUUACUGUACUGUAUUACAUUGCCAAUGAACAAUGCAGCAUGCAAGUAUAUUUUUGUACUGUUUAUUUUGUUUGUAACCCUGAUGGCAUGCAUGCCAUGUUUAUUGUAUCUAAAAAGUUUACGUCAUCACUUUACAUUACGGCAGUUAUUUGUUCAUGUGGAAUUAAUAUAUAUUAUUGAAUUCAGCUAUGUUGAUUGUAUUUUGUGGGGGGGAAAUAAA